GAUACGGGAGGAUGGGCUCGAGGCCGUGGAGCAGGGCCCAGGGGUGGGUGAGAGGAUGAGGGGCCGGGCCCGCGGCCGUGCCGCGAUGGUGCUCCUCUCGAAGGAACAGCGCCGGGGGGCCGAGCAGCCCCCGGGGAGGCUCCAGGCCAGACCCCUGCAGCGCCGAUGGCGGGUUCUGGCCGAGAGGAACCAGAGCGUGGCCCCCGUGGGCGCCUGGGUGGAGAGUGCGCCAGGGCAGCAAAGCCCGGCCUUUGCUGCAGCGUUCCGCGUGGAGGAGGAGCUGAGGGAGCAGCAGCGGAGGAAGGCAGCCAGGCUGAGGAGAUUCCAGGGCGAGGUGAGGCAGCGGGUGAACCGGCAGGUCAGGCUGCGCCGCGGGCACGAGCUGCAGAAGGCCCUUGAAGCAGCGGAGAGGGAGAGCUGUGUGGCUGCGCAGUGCUCGGCCCCCUGGAAGAACACGUGCCUGUUCCAGAGUCUCCCUGCUCCCAUCAUCUGUGGGCCCCGUGCUGGCUCCGGCCCAGCCCAGCCGCAGGAGGAGCCUGGGGAGCCGUUCCAGCAGCAGGCUGCCGAGCUCAGCAGGGCUGUGCAGCAGGUGCGGCGCAGGCUGGCGGCCUGCAGGACCGUGUGCCCCGGCGCCUGGAGGCAGGAGAAACCAGACCCUUGCCUGGCAGCUGCAGUGCCCGUGGAGGAGAGUGAGGAGCUGCUGCUGGCAGGACACCACGAUCUGCCUGCUGAGCUGCUGGGGCAGAGCACAGCCGCAAAUGGCGCUGAGCAGGAUGAUGACUUCUACAUCAAGAUUGAAUUUAAAAAAGUCUGUGAUGGGUUGGUGAAGGACUCGAGCCUGCCUGGGCCUCCUGGGAGGCCACACAGUGAAUGCCAACCUGCCCUCAAACUCUGGGCUGGUGUUGACCAAGAGGAAACCAGGAAGCAGCGGCAGAGGGAGUUCCUGCGGUGCCGGCGCCUGUUCAUGGCCGUGGAGCGGGAGCGAGCGCGGGAGCGGCAGCGGCAGCGAGAGAGGCAGCACAGAGUUGCCCAGAUCAAGAGGCAGAAGGAGAACCAGCGCUGGGCAGAGGAGCAGAGGAUGAGAGACACGGCUGAGCAGCGAGAGUCCUCCCUGGCAGAGGGAGCCUGGGAAGCCCUGGCCCAGCUCCACCUGGAGGAGAGGAGAGUGAGGGACAGACAGCAGCGGGAUAAGGAGCACACGAGGUAUGUCGAAGCUCUGAGAGCCCAGAUGAGAGAGAAAGUCAAAUUCUGUAACAUCGACCUGCCCCCAUUGUGUUCCUGUGGGUCUGACUUCUGGGAUUCCCACCCGGAUACCUGUGCCAAUAACUGCGUCUUCUACAAAAACCACAAAGCCUACAGCCAGGCCCUGCACUCGGUGAUCUCCUCCUGUGCCGCAGCCGCGCCGCCCCUCCGCGACCCGGCCGCUCUCUGUGCCCGUGCAGGGAGGAGACGUCUGUGACCAAGGCAGCGCCGUGUCCCGGCGAGCCGGGAGCGGGGCUGCGCCGUGUCCCGGCGAGCGGGGAGCGGGGCUGCGCCGUGUCCCGGCGAGCGGGGAGCGGGGCUGCACCGUGUCCUGGCGAGCGGGGAGCGGGGCUGCACCGUGUCCCGGCGAGCCGGGAGCGGGGCUGUGCCGUGUCCCGGCGAGCAGGGAGCGGGGCUGUGCCGUGUCCCGGGGAGCGGAGCUGUGCCGUGUCCCGGCGAGCGGGGCUGUGCCGUGUCCCGGGGAGCGGAGCUGUGCCGUGUCCCGGCGAGCGGGGCUGUGCCGUGUCCCGGGGAGCGGGGCUGCACCGUGUCCCGGCGAGCGGGGAGCGGGGCUGCACCGUGUCCCGGCGAGCGGGGAGCGGGGCUGCGCCGUGUCCCGGGGAGCGGGGCUGCGCCGUGUCCUGGCGAGCAGGGAGCGGGGCAGUGCCGUGUCCCGGGGAGCGGGGCAGCGCCGUGUCCUGGCGAGCGGGGAGCGGGGGCAGUGCCGUGUCCCGGCGAGCGGGGAGCGGGGCAGUGCCGUGUCCUGGCGAGCGGGGAGCGGGGCUGUGCCGUGUCCUGGCGAGCAGGGAGCGGGGCUGUGCCGUGUCCUGGCGAGCAGGGAGCAGGGCUGUGCCGUGUCCUGCCUGCGCCUCCACUCCACUGCCACACCGCUGUCACCUUUGCUCUCCCGGUUUGUGCCGUGCCUCUCCCACUGCUCCGGGUGUGCAGCUGGUCGGGGUGAAGGGGGCAAUUGCUCUGUGGGGUUGGUUUAUGGCAGGCACUUGCAUUCCAGCAUUUGACUGUGAAAUAAACUGUUU
Molecule: messenger RNA, 2279 nt
Organism: Prinia subflava (tawny-flanked prinia)
Lineage: Eukaryota; Metazoa; Chordata; Aves; Passeriformes; Cisticolidae
Gene: CCDC15
Product: coiled-coil domain containing 15
Exons: 11
Coding region: 56-1459 (467 amino acids)
Cellular component (GO): centrosome
Source: RefSeq, a predicted model, not a curated record